UAUAAUUCACCGCCUCUACCUCCAUUAAAUUUAUUUGUAAGCAUCCAUCAUAUGCCCACCUAUAGCUUAACAGAAAAGAUCUUAUACCCCUUUUCCGUUCUGUUCUGUUCUUUGUUUUUAUUUUUGUUUGGUUUCAACAACGGCGUGUGGACAUAAAACACUUAUUGAGAAAACAGUGCGAGAAUUCUCAUUCAAUCAUUGCCCUUAUCAACUUUUUUUUUUCCCACCAGCUCCAUUAUAGUUGUCGUUCUAAUUUCAUAGCUUAUAAGCAAAGAACACUUCAAAAAAACUUUUUAUUAUUAUUAUUUCGUUGUCUUGUAAUCUUCAAACGCUUUUGGUGACUAAUUCACAGCUUUUACUUACACACUCGUCACUCUUUACUAGUUUCUGCUCUGUUUUCAUGGAGUUGAUGAGAAUUUUUAGCUAUGCUUCGAUUAUUCUUUCGAUUUCAGUUUAUUUGCUUCCAAUUAUGGUUAAUUCGAUUGGGAUCAAUUACGGGCAAAUAGCAGACAAUCUUCCUUCCCCUGAAAACGUAGUGCCGCUCGUGAAAUCUAUUGGGGUCACCAAAGUUAAACUUUACGAUGCAGAUCCGAGAGUGCUCGGCGCAUUCGCCAACUCCGGCGUUGAAUUCAUGAUCGGAUUAGGCAACGGGGACUUGGAGAAGAUGAGAGACCCGAACAAUGCUCAAGAUUGGGUUAAACAAAACGUGCAAGCCCAUUUACCGGACACGAAAAUCACCUGUAUCUUUGUCGGAAACGAGGUUCUCACUUUCAACGACACUAAUCUUUCCGAUAACCUCGUCCCGGCCAUGCAAAGCGUUCAUACGGCACUUGUAAACCUCGGGCUCGACAAACAGGUGACAGUAACCACAGCGCAUUCUUUAGGCAUACUACAAACCUCUUUUCCGCCGUCAGCCGGAGCUUUCCGUGAGGAUUUAGUCGAUAUUUUGAGCCAAACAUUGAGCUUUCAUCAAAAAACAGGGUCACCUUUUUUGAUCAAUGCGUAUCCGUUCUUUGCUUAUAAAGGAAACCCGAAGCAAGUUUCGUUGGAUUUUGUUCUGUUUCAACCAAACCAAGGGAUAAUCGAUCCAACAACGAAUUUACACUACGACAACAUGUUAUACGCUCAAAUCGAUGCCGUUUACUCAGCUUUAGCUUCGUUGGGUUACAAGAAACUCCCAGUUCAUAUAUCAGAAACAGGGUGGCCAACAAAGGGAGAUGAAGACGAAGCUGGGGCUACACCCGAUAAUGCAAAGAAAUACAAUGGGAAUUUGAUUAAAUUGAUGUCUCAAAACGCAGGGACUCCAUUGAGACCGGAUUCGGAUCUUAAUAUAUAUGUUUUUGCUUUGUUUAAUGAGAAUAUGAAACCAGGUCCAACUUCAGAGAGGAAUUAUGGGUUAUUUAAGCCUGAUGGAACACCGGCCUAUGCUCUUGGUGUUACUAAUAACAAUACCGGCAGUGGAAGUAUCGGGAAUGGGGUGACGAUGCCGUUUUCUCCGACGAGUUCAUCAACUGGUUAUUUGUCUAUUUCUUCAGCGACGGGAAGACGUAAGUUCGUGGGACAUGCGUUGAUGAUGGCGUCACUGUUGUUGAUUAAAACGUUGGUGUAGUAAUUCAAAGCUUUCGAAAGGUCUUUUUAUCAGAUAUUAAGGGGAAAAGGGGGAAUGAACGGCAUCAACUUGGUUGUUAGAGAAAGGGAUGUUAGGUUUGGUGAUUGAGAGAGAGGGACUGCAGGCUGUUUUUGAUUACUAGUAUAGAUUAUGGUUUCAUUCUUCCUUUUGGUUAUAGUUUUACAGGAUGUACUGUCAUUCAGGGUUUUCUUAUUUACGUAUUUAGAAUUUGAUUCCAUACAUCAGAAUAAUAAUAUUAAAGUGAUUAAAAUAAAAGUAAUGAAUUUAUCAUCA
Molecule: messenger RNA, 1903 nt
Organism: Gossypium raimondii (Peruvian cotton)
Lineage: Eukaryota; Viridiplantae; Streptophyta; Magnoliopsida; Malvales; Malvaceae
Product: glucan endo-1,3-beta-glucosidase 11
Exons: 4
Coding region: 401-1609 (402 amino acids)
Biological process (GO): carbohydrate metabolic process
Cellular component (GO): plasma membrane
Molecular function (GO): hydrolase activity, hydrolyzing O-glycosyl compounds
Source: RefSeq, a predicted model, not a curated record